AUGGGAUCAGCUUACGAUCGCCGUGGUGCUGUUCAUCGCCGUAAAUUGGGUGAUGCAAUGGCUCGCCGUCUCUACACCCAAUUAUGUCUAUUUGCUGGUGUCAACGAUCGCGAUCGUGCUGAUGAUGUUGAUAUUGCCAUGAAGAACAGCAUUAAGGUAGAACGGGCUAAGCUGAACAUUACCCAAAGUGAUCUUGCAGCGCAGAUCAAGGUGUCCAAGCAAACGAUCCAUUCCAUUGAAUCCGGUCGUUUUACGCCAUCGACCAUUAUUGCGCUGAGGAUAGCACGGUACUUUAAUAGCGCUGUAGAAAAUAUCUUUCAGCUUGAGGAAGAUGAAAUAAAAGUUGAACCGAACAACAUCUAUAUUCUUCCAAGUAAUAAAAUGCUUGUGGCAAAUGAUGGUAUUCUGGAACUUAGCCCCCGCCCAUCCAAGAGUAAAAAUGAGCGCAACCUCCCAAUUGAUCUGUUCUUUUCUUCGCUUGCAGAAGUACACCAGGCACAUGCCAUAGGAAUUGUUCUUUCCGGCACACAAUCUGAUGGAACUGCCGGACUACGUAAAAUAAAGGAACAUGGGGGGACAACUUUAGCGCAGGACGAAGCCUCCGCCGCUUAUGAUGGGAUGCCACAAAGCGCUGCGCUGGCAGGGGCAAAAAAAGCAAGCCCCGAAUUUGACUUACAGAAAGUCAUUGAUGAAGCGAUCCUGGCAAAUUACGGGGCUACUGGAGUACUUAUCAAUGAUAAUAUGGAAAUUGUACAAUUCCGGGGACAUACGAACGACUACUUGGAGCAAACCUCUGGUAAGCCCACGCUUAAUUUGCUGAAGCUUGCAAAAGCAGACCUCUCUUUCGAACUGCGUAGCAUUAUACAACAAUCAAAAUCAACACAAAGGCCAUUACGGAAGGAAGGGAUCGCAAUGUCAGUAGGUGAUAUCCAGCGCACUUUGACAAUUGAUGUAAUCCCAAUAACAGGAUUGACUGAUACUGGCUAUCUUAUCCUAUUUAAUUCAAUGAUACUGCCGGUUCAAAUGAACGUAAUGCCUGCAGGCGUAUUACCAGAUACCAGGGAUUUUCGUAUUAUUCAACUCGAGCAAGAACUUGCCCAAAGUAAGGUUGACCUCCGUACAUUAUCUUCUGAAAUGGAGCAGGAAAGUGAAUAUCACCAACGUGCAAAUGAAGAGCUAUUGAGCAGUAGCGAAGAAAUGCAAAGCCUGAAUGAAGAAUUGGAAAGUAGUAAAGAGGAGCUUCAGAGUACAAAUGAUGAGCUCACAUUUCUAAACGUUGAACAAGGCAAUUUAAAUGAUCUGCUACAAUCAGCUAAUAAAGCACAGGAAAUCCUUCGGAAGAAAAUGGAAGCCCAGGCUUUAAUGACCGAGGAGCUGCUGAUGAAUGCACCGGGAUUCAUCUGCACCAUGACAGGUCCGGAGCAUGUAUAUGAAAUGGUAAACUCACGUUACCAGCAACUUUUUGGGAAUCGCAAAAUUAAAGGGAAACCUAUUAUGGUUGCCUUGCCUGAACUGGAAGGCCAGGGCUUUGAUACCAUAUUGGAUAACGUGUACACAACAGGUGUCCCAUACGUGGGUAUUGAAAUGCUAAUCACAUUGGCCAGGGAUGAAAACUUAAUGCCGGAAGACCGUUACUUUAAUUCCAGCUACCAGCCGAUGUAUGACGAGAAUAAAGAGAUUUAUUCCAUUCUGGUCUUUGGUUAUGAGGUAACCGAGCAGGUAGUUGCAAGGGAUAAAAUAUCCAAGAUGCACAUGGUCCAUUCAAAAGAACUGGAAGAAAAAGGAAGAUGUUCCACCGCUGAUCAGGAUUUCGAGCGUUACUAUGGAAGGCAGCCAACUAAAGGCAGAAAGCCACGGUACAACCUUAGAUGCUUUGUCGUCGAAGAAAUCUUAUUGCUGCAUAACAGUUACCGAUAA
This is a messenger RNA of Ostertagia ostertagi, 1917 nucleotides long. NCBI's taxonomy places the organism in Eukaryota, Metazoa, Nematoda, Chromadorea, Rhabditida, Trichostrongylidae. The record is from the annotation of a GenBank genome assembly.